Solea solea (common sole) is the source of this 2163-nucleotide messenger RNA. RefSeq names its product leucine zipper transcription factor-like 1 (gene lztfl1). The record is from RefSeq and is a predicted model, not a curated record. The transcript is spliced from 10 exons. NCBI's taxonomy places the organism in Eukaryota, Metazoa, Chordata, Actinopteri, Pleuronectiformes, Soleidae. The coding region runs from base 261 to 1157 and encodes 298 amino acids. Gene Ontology annotation, biological process: negative regulation of protein localization to cilium. Gene Ontology annotation, cellular component: cytoplasm.
CUCAGUUUAGACACAAGCGGUGUAGCUAGGCUGGCUAACAGAUAAUCUUAGAGCUAUGAACUAACCUCCGUAUAACGGCAGCGUUUUAACGAGUUCAACUUUGAGAUUGUUUAGACGUUCGUCUCUAUAUAAUCACAUUUAGUUUGUUGCGAUUCCGCAUCGUGGCCUCGAGUGAAGGUUCAAUCACCCGUUUUCCGUCGCACCAGCACAGACUGCGAGCUAGCUAACUUAGUUAGGUUGACGUUAGCUGCACAGCCACCAUGGCUGAAUUUGGGUUCAACGAACACCAUCAGAAUGAGGUCAUCAAUUACAUGCGAUUUGCACGUUCAAAGAGGGUCCUGAGGCUCAAGACUAUUGAUUCGUGCUUCGAGGAACUCAAAGACAGCAGGCUCGUGGAUGAAACCUUCACAGUGGACGAGGUGAGGGAGAUGCUGGACGGGCUGCAGGCUGUGGUGCGUGGGGAGGUGGAGAUGGAGCUCAUCAACACAGCCCACACCAAUGUGCUGCUGCUCAGGCAGCUUUUCUCCCAGGCUGAGAAGUUUUACCUUCGACUGCAGAGCGAUAUAUCAGAACUGGAGAAUAGAGAGCUGUUAGAACAAGUGGCUGAAUUUGAGAAGACUGACUUUAAAUCCGCGGAUAAGAUUAACCAGGAAAUAAGCAAACCCAAGUUAGCGCCGUUGAAUGAAGGUGGGGUUUCUGAACUUCUCAACAAGGAGAUAGCGAGACUACAGGAGGAGAACAACAAACUGAAAGCAAGGCUGCGUUCCAUAGAAUCACAGGCCAUGAGUGCACUAGAUGAGAAAACCAGGGCAGAGAGAGCUUUGAAGGAUCUGCAGAAGGUGCAAGGUGAACAGCAGCUUGCUGCUCAAUCCCAGGAGAUCAACAGUCUGGAGGACACAGUGGCGUCUCUGAAAGACGACUACGAAAGGUCGCUCAGUGCCAACGCUGCGUCCCAGAAGGACCUUCAGGAGACCCUGGUGUCUGCCAAGCACGAGCUGCUCCGAGUGCAGGAGCAGCUGUCCUUGGCAGAGAAGGAGUUGGACAAGAAGUUCCAGCAGACUGCAGCGUACCGCAACAUGAAGGAAAUCCUGACCAAGAAAAAUGAGCAGAUCAAAGAAAUUAGGAAACGGUUGCAGAGAUACGAGCCCAGCGAAUGAGUCUCGUCCCAGAACAUCGGCUCGAGCACGUGUUUUUCGGGCUGUAGGGGAGGACCAACGACGAUAAAACACUUAAGACACGGAAGAGACACAGAAAAAAAGCAUUUUCCGUGAGGAAAUUGUGCUUCAUGUGGCAUCUUUUUAUUUUUUUUUAGUAGAUCCAGGGUUCAAGAGCGGGAAGGUUGAGAGUAAACCCAUAUGAACACACAAAUGAUAUAGUAAGAACAGAUUUGUUUGUGGACAAAUCAAAACAUACGACAGUGACAUCAUUAGAUUUGGGAAUCGGUUAAUCAAGACGAUUACAGAGAGAUGAACUGAUCAUGAUUUUUCUUCUGUGCUUGUUUUCUGCGUCUCCAUAUGAAGCGGACGUCCGUCACUGCUCUAUGCAAAUGCUACCAUGUCCCUGUUUGAAGAGGCCUUGUCCAUUUUUCGCACCGUCUACAGCUUUGCACUCUGAUCUAUUAUCAGGUGGAUGUCAGUGAUGUUUAGCAUUAAAAGACUGGGUUAUUGGUUCUCGGUAUUAUCUUGAUUUUAGUCAUUUGUCUCUGUAUUGUCGUUCAAGCAAACCCUAAGAUAGUUUAUAGUUUGUUAUUAGAGUAAUGCUUCCUCAAUGGUUUAAAGGCAUCGCUUUCAUUUUGUUUUUCCACUAAACAUUUCAUUGCGUCAGACAAAAAGAUAUUUCCAAUGAUCUGACAUUCUGUGAAAGUCUGAUCAUUGGAAAUAUACAACAUUUCUCUCUCUGCUCUUGUGUAUCCAAUGACAUUAAUAGUGACCUAGAUUAAAUUCCCUACUUCCCUAAAUGAAGGGAAGUAUACAGAAUAUUUUGUCUGGUAACUUCUGUGUACUUUCUGUUAUGCUGUGAGUGAAAAAUAAAAAUGAAUAUAAUAUACAUGAUGUUCAUGAAGUAAUGCUCUUGUAGAGUGUGAUACAUCAGCCCUACAGAAUAUUACACUUAGAUGUGUGCAUUGUGCAAAGUACGAGGAAAUAAAAGCUGUUACCAAAUACA